GGUCCCUUACCCUCGGUGUGCUUUGGCAGCGCUGUCCGUCUUUCUUCGGUGGGCCCUCUGCCGAGAGUCCCGCAACUUGGGGGUUCCGGUCCAAGGUGCGGUAAGAGGGAACCGUUUGUUCCAGGUCUGCCGUAGCGGCGAGGAUGAACUCGAAAUUCUUCCAGAUACUGAAGUCUAAAAAAGAACUCAUUCCCCUGGCUGGAAUACUGUCCUUCGCAGCACUUGGAGCACUCUCUUUUUCUGUUUACUCCCUGUUCAGCAAAUCUGAUGUGAUCAUUAAUAAGAGUGGCAAUCCAGAACCAUGGCAGACAAUUGAUCCUACCAAGCCUCAGAAGCUAUUAACAGUCCAGCAGAAAUGGAAACCUAUAGAAGAGCUGGAAAAUGUCAAAAAGCUGACAAAGUGACAAGUUUCUAUUGCCUCAAAAAAGGUACCCUAUCAGUCUAGUGGAAUCACUUCUGCACAAACUUGACUACUUGAAUCAGUGUGCGGAAAUGCUUCUGCUACAUUUUUAGGGUCUCCCUACAUUUUUUGGAUUCUGGAUGAGGAGUUUCAUGUUGCUUUAGAAGUUGGCUUGCAAUAUCCACAUAAUCCAAAAAUCUGUCUCAAAUAUCUAUUUGCAGCAGGCAUUUGAUGACAAGUGUUGAAUAUUCAGAUGGUAACUAGAGAUGGAAAAAGUCUUCACACUUUUUGUACAUUUUUUUCCUCUCAAAAUACAUUAAUUUUGUAAUUUUACACAGUUUUGAUAAAAUAGAUUUUAAAUCUUUACAAACACUCUAUGUAUAUCCCAUAACUGGAGAGUACCAAAAAGCUCUUAUAAAUUGUGAUUCUUGGUAUGUUCCAUCUCUAUGCUGUAUGUCAAUGCUAGUACAGAGACUAGAGAGUCAUCUUUGUUUUCCACAUUAGGUGAGGUGACAAUUUAAAUCAAAACAAAUGUUACACUGCUAAUACCAGAACUUACAUGUGCUCACCUUAAGCCACUGAGGAGUCCAACAGGUUAUAUAAAGGUAUAUUUCAGACUGCAGGAUUAGAACAUAAGAAUUAAGCAUGGCUGAAAGGGAAUUGGAAAUGAAAUAAUUUUUGUUGUAUUGAAAUACUGUUCAUGUUUAAAUGUAGAAGGAGUUACUAGAGUUAGGAAACUUGCAUUAUCCAAAACUGCACAAUGUUAAUUUAUACUUUUUCUGCAAGGUGGUUUGUGGAUGAUCUCAAAUGUCCUGUGUAGUUAAUUCUUUUUCUGCAAGGUGGUUUGUGGAUGAUCUCAAAUGUCCUGUGUAGAUAACGAUACGUGUUAGCAUUUCUAGAUAAAUGCCAUUAGGGACAAGUGCUUUAACAAAGAGUAAAUAACAGAUUAACAUUAAGAAUAGUUCUGUGAAGAAACAGUUCUUUUCUAAUAAUUUCUGUGUUUUCUUGUGAGUUAGCCAGGGCAAAAAUAUAAAGGGCAGACCCCUCAGUAAAUUAAUGAGGCAAUAUACGCAUCCAAAGGUAGAGCAGUCCUUUCAUGGGUGUUUUCUGUAGGCGUCCCCUCCCGAGCAG
Molecule: messenger RNA, 1531 nt
Organism: Dryobates pubescens (Downy woodpecker)
Lineage: Eukaryota; Metazoa; Chordata; Aves; Piciformes; Picidae
Gene: COXFA4L3
Product: chromosome 17 C15orf48 homolog
Exons: 4
Coding region: 144-404 (86 amino acids)
Source: RefSeq, a predicted model, not a curated record